UCCGUCCUUCGCGCCCGCCCAGCGGCCGCGUGAACUUCAAGUCCCAGCGAUCCUCGACAUCAGCGGACUUGGAACGAGCUCGGCGGAAACAUGGCAGCGCCCGGCGGCGGCAGCACGUGCGACGCCGCGGAGAGGUCCCUCGUGGCGCGGGUGCCGCCGCUGCUGAGCGACCUGUACCAGUUCUCCAUGGCUUACGGCUACUGGCGCGCCGGGCGCCACCGCGAACAUUCCGCCUUCGAGCUCUUCUUCCGGGAAAACCCCUUCGGCGGCUCCUUCUCGCUCUUCGCCGGCCUCGACGACUGUCUGCUCUUCCUGCGCAACUUUCGCUUCACGGACCAAGACGUGGACUUCCUGCGAUCCGUUUUACCGCCGGCGACCGACCCCGCCUUCUUCCAGUUCCUGCGAAGUCUCGACUGUUCCGAGGUCACGCUCCGCUCCGUCCCGGAGGGCACGGUGGUCUUUGCCCGGGAGCCUCUGAUGGAGGUCGCGGGUCCGCUGGCCGUGGUGCAGCUUCUGGAGACAAGUUUGCUUUGUCUGGUAAACUACGCCAGUCUCGUUUGCAGCAAUGCCGCCCGCUUCCGCCUGGCGUCUGGCCCCCGCAGGAAACUGCUGGAGAUGGGGCUCCGGAGGGCCCAGGGGCCCGACGGAGGGCUGACGGCUUCCAGAUAUUCGUAUAUUGGCGGGUUUGAUCUCACCAGCAACGUUCAGGCUGGCUUGCUGUUCGGGGUCCCUGUCGCGGGCACCAUGGCGCACUCCUACGUCACCUCCUUCACCUCGAUGGAUGAAGUCUCGCCGCGAACCCUGGUCGAUUUGAACGGGGACCGCCAACCGGUGGACUUCAUUUCGCUGACCAAGGGUUGGCUGGGUCGGCUGUGCGAGCUUUUGGGGGCGGAGCCCGGAAAGAUCCACGAGGGCGAAUUGGCCGCCUUCCUGUCAUACGCCGUCGCUUACCCCCACAACUUCCUGCCGGUGAUUGACAGCUACAGUGUGAACUGCGGCCUGUUGAACUUCUGCGCCGUGGGCUUGGCGCUGUGCGAACUCGGUUACAAGCCCGUGGGAGUUCGCCUGGACAGCGGCGACCUCUGCGGGCAAUCGGUGGAUGUCCGUCGUGUCCUGAGACUCUGCAGCGAGCGUUUCUCGACCUCCGCCUUUGAUUCGCUCAUCAUCGUUGCGACCAACAACAUCUCAGAGGAAACCAUGGUGGAAUUCAACAACAAGGAGAACGAGAUCGACGUGGUCGGCGUCGGAACGCAUCUCGUCACCUGCACUAAACAACCCUCGCUGGGGUGUGUUUAUAAGCUGGUGGAGGUGGGGGGCAAGGCCAGGAUGAAGAUCAGCGAAGAUCCACAGAAGAGCACCGUCCCGGGAAGGAAAAGCGUCUACAGGCUAAUCGAUGCUGACGGACAUCCCUUUCUGGACCUGUUGUGUCUGGCGCCGGAGCCGGCGCCGGAGGCCGGACGUCAUCUGAGAUGUCAUCCUCUGACUGCCGAUGGCACUCCUCUGUCUGUCACGCCAGCUCAGGUUAUUUGUCUGCGCCAGCAAAUGUUUACCAAAGGCAAGGUGACGCAACCUCUGAGGAGUGCUGCAGAGACAAAAGCCAACGUCCAGCGCUCCCUCCAGAGCCUUCACCCUCGACAUAAGCGGCUACAAGAGCCGGAUUCUUACACGGUGGCGCUAUCAGAGCAACUAUACAACUUGGUGACAGAGCUAAGAAGAGGCAGUACAAAGAACUUCAUCUUGGGCAAUUAAAGAACAUAUUUUAUGCUUUGAAAAA
Hippocampus zosterae (dwarf seahorse) is the source of this 1774-nucleotide messenger RNA. Its product is annotated as nicotinate phosphoribosyltransferase-like. The record is from RefSeq and is a predicted model, not a curated record. Gene Ontology annotation, molecular function: nicotinate phosphoribosyltransferase activity. Gene Ontology annotation, biological process: NAD+ biosynthetic process. The transcript has 13 exons. The coding region runs from base 91 to 1749 and encodes 552 amino acids. Lineage: Eukaryota; Metazoa; Chordata; Actinopteri; Syngnathiformes; Syngnathidae.